AUGACCCACACUCCUAAAACUGCUCCUACCUCGGGCACCACAGAACCGGGAGAGCUCCAGGACAUUGUUGCCAGUUUGAAAAUGGCUCUUGACACAACCAAGUCAGCCUCGAGUUCCAGCAGCACAAUUCAGCAACCCUUGUUAGCUGACCUCGAUGAUAUGCCCCUUGAAGAUAUUUGCAUCGAUAAUUGGCCUUGGCUGCCUUCUCCAUGGAACGAUAAAGAGGUCGAGUUCGACUGGAGCAAGGACAUGCCAGGCCAUUCUGAUGCGGUCCAUGAUGCCCUUGACACUUUUGCGGACGAUCGGACAGGCACUCGACCGACCGGCUUUCCUCUGUCCUCCAUCAGUACGACUUUGGCUCCUACUCAGUCGAGCUUUCCACCUGUUCCCGUGCUCUCCCUGGAUGACUCCACGACUAACGACGUCGAAGAAGUUGAAGAGAGGGCUAGGAACAAAUACGCAAGCCUCCCACAUCCAGUCAUCGGACACCUGUCACAGCUGAGCAUGCGUGUGACCUCCUUACGGUUCAUGAGCUCGAGCAUGGCCAUGGCAGCGGAAGCGUCGUCGGAAAAUCUCGCGGACGGUCGAGGUGCGUCCUUGGUGUAUGGCACUGCCUUCGAGUCCGUGGUCUCCUGGCUCGCAAACAUACAUGGGGUGGCAAGCACCAACAUACAUUCCACGAUCCAGGUCAACGUGGCCAACCUGGCGGCCCAGGCCCAAAUCCCCGAGCCCAGUCCUGGGUCGAAACCCGCGAUGCCCCCUGGUAGGGAAAAUACCCUCAGCCAAGUAUUCUCAGCCUCACAAUCCCUGCUGGAAAUCCUCCAUGCCCUGGAAAUCGACAGCGCCUACCCGAGAACCCCGUCGCCGGUAACUGCUGGGCUGCAAACACCGUCGAGCUCUGUCGCCGGCCCGGCUGACGGGUACUUUGGGAUAAUGACACAGAGCAGCUCGGUGUCAUCCACCCCUUUGCUGCCAAACAUGCAAUCGCACUGCGACAUGAUUAUCAACAAUUUUAUUAUGGUCUGCGAUAGCUUGCUGCUAGAAAUCUACGAGGCCGUUGUUAUAGCUCUGGAACACGAGAUAGAUGGCGGUGAUCACCCACACGGGCCGGUCCUCGGGGCUGUGCGAUGGGUCCUAGUCAUCGAGCUCUGUUCCCACCUUAUCGAGCGUCAACACCAGGCUGUCAGCUUGUUUUUGACAUCAGCGAGGUCGCAAAAUGCUCUAAAUUCUGCGCAGACUGGGAAUUUGACUCAGAUUGGGCCGGGUUUUGAGCCGACGAGCCGGGAGAGGUCGAUCGAGUUGAAGAAAAGGAUCCAGGACAGGCUGUCCAUACUCAGGCGGCAGUGCGAUAUUCAGCAUAGAACGAUAUAG
This is a messenger RNA of Diaporthe citri, 1371 nucleotides long. RefSeq lists its product as uncharacterized. The record is from RefSeq and is a predicted model, not a curated record. Bases 1 to 1371 code for a protein of 456 amino acids. NCBI's taxonomy places the organism in Eukaryota, Fungi, Ascomycota, Sordariomycetes, Diaporthales, Diaporthaceae. The transcript is spliced from 2 exons.